Hyaena hyaena (striped hyena) is the source of this 4176-nucleotide messenger RNA. Its product is annotated as zinc finger protein 33A-like. The record is from RefSeq and is a predicted model, not a curated record. Gene Ontology annotation, molecular function: DNA-binding transcription repressor activity, RNA polymerase II-specific. Gene Ontology annotation, biological process: negative regulation of transcription by RNA polymerase II. NCBI's taxonomy places the organism in Eukaryota, Metazoa, Chordata, Mammalia, Carnivora, Hyaenidae.
UCUCUGGCCUACCGUGAGAGACAGUCCGGAAUCUCCACGAUCCUGCAGCUAUACUUUCAGAGAUUUCAGCAUUUUUCCAAGAAAGACCAGCAAAUUAUGGAGAAAUCCUAUGGAUUAUUAUCAUUUGAGGAUGUGACUGUGGGCUUCUCCCAGGAGGAGUGGCAGCGCCUGGCCCCUGCCCAGAGGACCUUGUACAGGGACGUGAUGCUGGAGAACUACAGCCACCUUGUGUCAGUGGGGUACUGCGUCCCCAAACCAGAAGUGAUCUUCAGGCUGGAACAAGGACAGCAACCAUGGCUCGUAGAGGGAGAGUCCCCAGACCAGAGCUGCCCAGAAGUCUGCAGAGUUGAUAACCAACUAGAACAGAAUCAGGAAAUCCAGGACAGACAUUUCUGGCAGGCUCCAUUUAUCAACAACAAAACACUGACUAUACAUAGAGGUAAUGUAUUAGGAAACAUUUUUAAUUUCAGCACAGACAGCCUUCCUUCUAUAAAAAUACCCUGUAAGUAUGACUUAUGUGGUAUGAAUUUGAAAUGUAUUUCAGAAUUAAUUAUUAACAAGAAAAACUAUUUAAGUAAGAAGCCUGAUGACUUCAAUCCAUGUGGGAAAUUGUUCCUUCACAGUAACCCUGAAAAAACUCAAAUGGGAGAGAAACCUUGUGAAUUCGUUCAAAAUGGAAAAUACCUCAGUUAUAAUGAAGAUUUCAUUUCAUAUCAGAAAAUUAAAAAUGUAGAGCAAUCCUUAAAUCAAAGGAAUAAGGAAUAUGAGGAAUGCAGGAAAGAUUUCCAUGAGAAGGCACUUGUCCCAUAUAACCAAGCUCAUAUAGGAGAGAGUCCUCUUGAACAUAAUGAAUCUGAUAAAAUGUUCUGUAAUAAUUCAACCCUCAAGGUCCACAAGGUAACACAAAGAAUGGAAAAUCUUCAUGAAUUUAAUGAAUAUGGUAAAACUUUGGAGAAGUCAUCCCUCUUGAAACCUAGAGUUCAUUUAAAGGUAAAGGAUUAUGAGUACAUGGAUAGAGUGGUUAGUUUCAAUAAGUAGUUCCCUGACACAGAAGAGAGAGAAUUUGAAUAUAACAACUUGGGAGAACCUUUCUGGGAGAAGUCCAUUCUUAAUGUAACCCCGAGAACACACAUAAGAGGCAAAGUCCAUGAAUAUAACGAAUGUGGAAAAGCAUUCUGCAAAAAGUCAAAACUCACCAAACACCAGAAAAUACAUACAAGAGAGAAACCCUAUGAAUGUAAGGAAUGUGGGAAAUGCUUCUCUCGGAAAUCCCUCCUCACUUUACAUCAGAGAAUCCACACAGGAGAGAAACCCUACAAAUGUAAGUCUUGUGGGAAAUGCUUCUCUAGGAGUUCACACCUCAUAAUUCAUCAGAGGACUCACACAGGGGAGAAGCCCUAUGAAUGUAACCAACGUGGAAAAACCUUCAUAAGCAACUCAGUCCUCACAGUACAUCAGAAAACACACACAGGCGAGAAACCCUAUGAAUGUAAUCAGUGUGGGAAAUUCUUCUCCAGAAACUCGUACCUUACAGUACAUCUGAGAACUCACACAGGGGAGAAGCCAUAUGAAUAUGAGCUUUGUGGGAAAACCUUCUGUCACAAGUCAGAUGUCACGAAACAUGAGAAAAUUCACAUAGGGGGAAAACCCUAUGGAUGUAAUCAGUGCUGGAAAACCUUUAGUCGUAACUCAGGCCUCAGAGUACAUCAGAGAACUCACACAAAGGAGAAACCCUAUGAAUGUAGCGAGUGUGGGAAAUCCUUUUCUGAAAAAUCAGUCCUCACAGUACAUCAGAGGAUACACACAGGUGAGAAACCUUUUAAGUGUAAUGACUGUGGGAAAACCUUCUACAAUAAAUCAGACCUCACUAAACACCACAGAACUCACACAGGUGAGAAGCCCUAUGAAUAUAAGGAAUGCAGGAAAUUCUUCUCUAGGAAUUCAUACCUUACAGUACACCAGAAAAGUCACACAGGGGAGAAACCCUAUGUGUGUAAAAAAUGUGGGGAAACUUUCUACCAUAAGUCAGACUAUACAGUACAUAAAAGAACACACAGGGGAGAGAGAUCCUGUCAGUGUAACCAGUGUGGGAAAACUUUCACUUGCAGUUCAGUCCUCAGAUCACAUCAGAGAACUCACACGGGUGAGAAGCCGUAUGAAUGUAAUGAGUGUGGGAAAUUAUUUUGAGAGAAAUCUGUUCUCACCAUACAUCAGAGGAUACACACAGGGGAGAAACCUUACAAGUGUAAUGAAUGUGGGAAGUCCUUCUGUCAUAAGUCAGAUCUCACUAAGCAUCAGAGAACACAUACGGGAGAGAAACCCUAUGAAUGUAAUCAUUAUGGGAAAACCUUCGGUUGCAACUCAGGCCUCAAAGUACACCAGAGAAGACACAUAAGAGAGAAACCCUGUUGAGGGUGAGAUAAACACCCAGAAAUCAGUUAUCACAGUACAUCCAAGGCUACACACAGAGGAAGAAAAUUUGUAAGUAGAACGGUGAGAGAAAUCUUUCAUUCAUGAUACAUACCUCAAAAUACCAUGGAAAAUUCACAAAGGACGUGACUCAAAAGAAUGUAAACAAUGGCAAAUCUCUUACCAGAAGUAUUCUUCCAGAGCAAACAAGAGCAUACUUAUGGGGGAAAAUACUCUGAAUUUGAUGAGUUUUUGAAAAUUUGUCAUAAACAAGGCAACUGAAAAAGACAGCAUGUAGAAGAAAGCAUACUAAUGCAUAUAGGGAAUAUGGGGAAUUAUUUUAUUAUGAAUUAGAGCUUAUUAAACCAAGAAUUUACAUAGGAGAUAAUCCAGUCAAUUAAACAGAUACAUAAAAAUGUUCUUCCGGAAUUUGGCCAUUAAUAAUCAGAGAAACCACACUUGGGGAAAACUGUCAGCAUCUUGUAUUUUUUUCGAGACCUUCAUCUACAAGUUGUGCACAUUGUAUGUCAGGGAAAUAACAGGGGAGAUGCCCAAAGAAUGCAGCAAACAUAGUUGAGCAACUUUGUCAGAAAUGCCAUAUGUUGAGCAACACAAUUGAUAGAGGAAGUCACAAAGAUGUUUUGACUGUACAGGCCUUGACAAAAUUCCUGAAGAUUGUAUUGAAGGAAGUAUGUCUUUAGGAAAUAUAGACAGAAAUUUUCCUUUAGAGCUCUUAUUCCUAAAGUUAUGUUUUUCUCUGAUCUCAAAAAUUUUUAAUAGAAAUAAAGCUGAAGGUGGAUAUUUAUAAAAAUAUUAACCAUGGAAUGUGAAGUUUUUGAAAAGAACAAACAAUAAUCUUCUCAGACUCUGAUUUCACUUUUGGAGAAACAUGUUAUCACCCCAUGACAUUCCCUAUCAUGAGCCAUUGUGUUUUUUUGAUUUGUCUGCCUCACAACUAUGCUGUUAUGUCUGCAAAUAAUGUGUGACGGUCUGGUUCAUCCUGGGGUCUACUCUAGGGAUUCCCACCAUGGACUAGCCCACCCCAGAGUGUACACCGCCACCAGUCAGAGGCCUCUGAAGGAGGUGUCUGCUCCUCUUUGUAGCUUCUGGAACCAGAAAUAACAUUGAGUAGUACUCUAGCGUGACCUUUGUGCCCCAAUUCAAAUUUACAGGAAGAGCAUCAUAGCAUUCUUGCUUGAAUUCAAGCCUCUUGACCCAAUUAUAGCCCACCCUGCCAGGGGAGAGAAACUUGGUGUUGUUUUAGUGAAAUAUUUCCUGUGUGUGUCAAAUUAUGAACAAUAGCUUAACCAUUGGUGUGCCUACGUGCCUUCUGCAGGUUGGGAGUAAUGUAUUACAAGAAUAGUUGAAGUAUCUGCAUGCUGUCCUCAAAACUAUCCCAUAGUCUCUAACUUUUUCCACCUUCAUCAUUUCUCUCAAUUUGGCUAAUAUUGAUCCCAUGUCUCAUUACUUUUAUAAUAAUAUUUGUGUGUGUGUGUGUGUGUGUGUGAUUAUUUUGCUAGCGUAUCAGUGAGAACACAUAUUUUGCAACUUGGUUUUGUCUUCAGAUGCAUGGUUUUGAUAUUUAUACAUAUAAUUUAGUUGAUAUGGUUUUACAAAGCAAAAUAUAUGAUUAUGUAACUGUAACAAUAAUGUCUAAUUUUCUGUCUGAUUUUCAAAAUUUUAUGAGUUUCAUUAUUAAAACAAUAAUGUUUCAGAAUUUAAAAAUCAACUCUGGAUAAUCAUUUAAAUAUGGCUAAAUAUGUCCUA